AAAAUGUCGUUCUUCGAAUCUAUCCUUUGUCGUGUUGGUGCACCAAAUGAAUAGCAAUCAAUGUGAAAACUUUGAAUAGCCUUAACUAAAGUCUAUUUUAGUGUCGUUGAAAACUCAAUAUGGGUAUUCAAGGCUUGAUACCAUUUCUUGAAAAGUCUUCGAGACCAGUUAGCAUCUCACAGUUUGCCGGCUGCACUGUAGCAAUUGAUGCUUAUUGCUGGCUGCACAAAGGAGCUUUUAGUUGUGCUGACAAACUAGCAAGAGGAGAUAAAACUGAUGUGUAUGUCAAUUAUUGUAUGAAGUAUGUUAACAUGCUGCUGUCAUACAACAUUAAACCAAUUCUAGUUUUUGACGGACGGCACUUGCCUGCCAAAGCUGACACAGAGAAAAAAAGACGACAGAACCGAGAAGUGAACAGACGACGGGCAGCUGAACUUUUGAGGCAGGACAAGCCCAACGAGGCCCGAACAUAUCUGCAACGUUGUGUGGACGUGACACACACCAUGGCGGUGCAACUAAUGAAGGAAUGUCGUAGUCGCAAUGUUGACUGCAUCACUGCUCCAUACGAGGCUGACGCUGAACUAGCCUAUCUCAACAUCAACAACAUUGCACAUAUUGUCAUCACAGAGGACUCUGACCUACUGCUCUUCGGCUGUUCAAGGGUUAUGUUCAAACUAGAUCUGGCAGGCAAUGGUCUGCUGGUAGAACAGGAGAGACUGCACUUGUCCAUGGGUCUGACUGAGGGAGCGUUCACAAUGGACAAGUUCCGCUACAUGUGUAUACUCUCUGGCUGCGAUUACUUGGCCUCACUGCCCAAGAUAGGCCUGGCCAAGGCACUGCGAUUUAUCAAGAGCACUGUCGACCCGGACAUUCACAGGGCGCUUUCUAGGCUGGGAGGUCAUCUGAACAUGAAUAUCGUUGUGCCAGUAACUUACAGAGACAAGUUCCUAGAGGCAGACGCAAUGUUCCGACAUCAACCAGUGUUUGAUCCACUGACGCGGCGACUUGUGCCUCUAACACCCCCUCCACCUGGCGCACCCCCUCCCCCACUACUGGCAAAAGAGCCUCUCCAACCGUCUCAGCUGCAGCAGCUGGCCUAUGGUAAUCUGGACCCCUUCACGUUGCAACAAGUUGAUGAUUGGAGCCCAGAAAAAGCACAGCAGAUUCCUGGAGGACGAUCUAACGGCUGGAGUGGAAAGUCGGUGGCCCCUCAUAAGAGCAUUUGGUCCUCUGAUUUCAAACCUAAAAUCCUAGUAAUAGAGAAGCCAGACCCGUGCAAUGUCAAGCGAACGUCUACCUCGGGAAAGGUGGUUGAACAGACUGUGGAUAUUCCCCAACUACCAAAACGCCCUGCUCCGAGUCUUGAAGAAGAAAUGAGUGCUCUUCGUUCACAAUUUGGCUGUUCUCCACACCCAAGUAAAAAACCACGCUUGGACGAAGAAAAUGUGAAGGAAAUCCUUGACAUCAUUGACCAAACCCCUCCAAAAUCUGAGCAGUCCCAUGUUGAAGUGGUGAAUCCUCCUAAGCAGACACAUGGAAAUCCAUUUUCAAAAAGUACCCCAACUGCCAACAAGUUUAGUGGCUUGUCAAAAUUGGCUCAGUUCAGGAAAACCUCACCCAAUAAUACAAGUGUUGUUCAGAGCAGAUAUUUUGGACAGGCAGCUGUUUCCCAAUCAGACAACUCUCCUGAUGACAAAUCUGAGAUGAAAAACACUCUAAAAGAUCUUAGCAAUGUGAUGGAGAAGCAAACAAAACCACAAUCCCCUCACAAAUCACCUUUUGCAGCCCCGUCAAUUGAUAGACUCACUGAUAACAACAUCAACUCACUGAUAGAGGAUUAUGAUAAAGAAACUAAACCCAACAGUGGUGAAUCAAAGCCAUCAAACGGGAAGGAAAACUCAUCAAAUGAAACACCUAUUAUCAAACGUGAAACUAGCUUUAGGUGGAGGCCGUCUCUAUCAGAAAUGUUUGGCUUCAAAUCUAAAUCGUUGCCUUCUUACCCUGCUGUGAAUGGUAAAUUUGUCAAUCCGUCGUUAAACAAAUCAGUAGAUGAAAAUAAAGUUUGUGCAAAGAGUCCGUCCGAUGUAAAUAGUAACAGAAGGAAUCCUUUUGCGAAAACUGUAAAAUCAGAAGAAAGCCAUGACGGCUUGUGUUCACAAGGUAGCUCACUGAAUGAUUCGCUGUCGGACAGUCUGACUCCGGAAACAAACUCUGAGGAAUUGGUCCUCAGUCCUCCUAUAGUAAUUAAGAAACCCCAAAUGAAAGUUGGACUCAGUAAGAAAACUAAUAACUGCCAGAAGAGUUUAUUGACAAUGUUUGCUUUCAAACCAAAACCAAAAAUCCAAAGAUGAUUGAAAAUGGACCAACCGCUGCCGAGAGGGAUUUCUUAUUUCUUGUUGAUUAUAUGAUAAGUUGACUGGUAAUGUAUAGUUUUGUUUUCCUUUAUCAAUAGUGUAAAUGUGGUUUACUUUCUAUCAGUUACUAUAUUCAAAAUAUA
Macrosteles quadrilineatus (aster leafhopper) is the source of this 2497-nucleotide messenger RNA. RefSeq names its product exonuclease 1 (gene tos). Lineage: Eukaryota; Metazoa; Arthropoda; Insecta; Hemiptera; Cicadellidae. The transcript is spliced from 11 exons. Gene Ontology annotation, molecular function: metal ion binding; 5'-3' DNA exonuclease activity; DNA binding. The coding region runs from base 120 to 2351 and encodes 743 amino acids. The record is from RefSeq and is a predicted model, not a curated record.